CAUACUGACAUCUCAUGUCUACUUGAGUUCAACUUCUCCUACCUGUGGUGAACCUCUCAGGAUGUCUUGACUCAGCAUUGGAACCUCAUCCUGGCACUGGCAUGAUUGUGUAUGGUGAAAAAUUUAGGUGUUUGUUUUCUGUGCCUUGCCAGCACUGGGACCACUUACCCCCAGCUGUAUAUAAAUAUUGAAAGACCUGGAGAUACAUCUUGGCUGAUUUUAUGCCCCAGGGUGAAGACGCAGGCUCAGACUUUGCUCUGGACCCAUGUUGCUUCUUGCAGGUGCAGCAGUGGAACAAAUCCUCUCCAAAAUUCCUCCAAUGGAUGAGCCCCAUCCCCCUGCGGGACCUGGGCGUGGGUCAGUGUGGGACGCCAGGAACCCCUCACAUCAGCAAGUCACUCGCUUGGUCAGCAAAAAUGAGGAUCUCAGUUCUAGCCCCUUCUCCUAGGGUUCAACACCUUCAUCCAGGAAGGUUUAAAUCAGUGCAUCAUUUCAUACAUGGAAUCACAGAAUAUCCUGAUUUGGAAGGUGCCCACAAGGAUCAUCAAGUCCAAGUCGUGGCCCUGCACAGGACAUCCCCAAGAAUCACAUCAUCUGUCACCAUGUACAUCAUCAAGCCCUACACUGAAAGGACUUUUGAACCCCAGAUAAGAUGUUACCUGGGCUGUGGAGUGCUGGUGUCCAGCUUAGCUGGUCCAAGUGGGAGGGCAACGCAUACAUGGGUCAUGGGAGGACCUGGAUCCAUAGAAAGUCAGUGCUGCAUCUGCAGCACCCAGAACAGCUCUGGAACAGGCCAGAAGAAAUCAGAAGGCAGAGACUUGGUGCAAACAGAGUGAGCUGUUCCAGCUUUACAAAGACUUGAAACAAAACAGUACAGAACUGAUUUGCACAGAACUUUUGAUCGUGCUUGUGAAAGAGUUGUUACAGGUGGCAAAGACAGGUGAGAGUGUGGAGCCACCAUUCACACCAGCAUCAAGGUAGGAUAUGAAAGAAGUUUGGGUAGAGGAUGCCUGCAGGCUGCCAUUAGCACCUCUUAAUGAUCUGAAGCCUAAAUUUCUGGUUGAUGGCUCUAAUUUGGGCUAAUGAGCCUUGCUUUGUUAUUAAGG
This is a messenger RNA of Vidua chalybeata, 1106 nucleotides long. RefSeq lists its product as uncharacterized. The coding region runs from base 222 to 836 and encodes 204 amino acids. The transcript has 4 exons. The record is from RefSeq and is a predicted model, not a curated record. Lineage: Eukaryota; Metazoa; Chordata; Aves; Passeriformes; Viduidae.